UCAUUUUCAUUUUUAUUUUUAUUUAUUGUUGGGAAGGUGGGAAGGAGGGGGGAUUUAUUUAUAAAAAGAAAGAAUGAUAAGUUUCUGGAAGAAUUUGGUCUAACAUGUUUUUCUUGGACAGUUUCCUUGGCAAUAACUGGAGUUACUGGACAAUAAUAAAGAUGGGCGUUGCCCAAAAAAUGGAUUAUACAUACUUCUCAUAUAGUUUUUCAGUGAAUAAAUGAAAUUAACGGUGGAAAUUAUAUAUGUCUGACAAGGAAAAAAGUUUAUCAUAGUGAAUAAAUAAAAGCUUCUAACACUUCUAAAUUUAAUUUUCAUUUACAUGUAAAAUUUUAAGUUUAAUAUCUUAAUUUCCAUAUGCACUUCUAGAAAUGACUUUCUUUUCUGAGACCAAAAAUAAAAAAGGAAAACAGUAGCUUAUGUAUUUGUUGGUUGGUUUUAUAUUUAUGAGAAACAGUAAGAUCAUAGAAAUUCAGAUCCCAUUAGGAAAAAUAUAUUGGAGGAAAAUAUCGGGGCCCCCAUGUGCACCAUUCAUUUUGCAAUUGAAGAAGAAGCAGUGUUCCAAGUGCACCAGUGCUGAUUACACUGUUCCUCAGCGACCGUUAGUUUCUGCAGUCUUCACUGUCCAGCACUUUUAAUGGUAGGGUCUUCAACUCCUCAUUUGAGGAACCAGAAUAAGGGAGGAAACAGUAGCUGUUUCCAAGUCUUUGGGGACUUUCAGCAACAAUCCAGGUUUUUCCGGGCACGGAGGUUUGCUCUCCUUCUCCAUUGAAGAAGCAUUAUAUUUGCUUGCAGGUGUACCAGCGUCAGAUGUCAAAGGAGGGUCUUCAGAAAGUUAUUCAACAGGAACAAAUAGAUUCUGAUAUCCAGGGAAACUUUCUCUCGGCAGAAGACCUGCGGGACCUGUUCACAUUUCAUGAUAGUGUGAGGUCUGAGAUUCAUGAAAAAAUGAGCUGCAACCGCUGCCAACCAGAUGCAGUGAUGCCAGAUGACAACCCAAUAGCUGAUUUCAACACUCAGGGUCUUCAGCCCGACCAAGAGGAUAUUGGGGGAUUUGCAGGUGUAGCUGGUUGUCUGCAUACAUUACGAAGCUCGGAGAAACAGAUUGGAGCUCCAAAGGAAGAGGACACAGCCAGUUGGGGUCAUCAUCUUUCCCCAAAAUCUGUGCCAGAUGUAAUUUUCCAGUCUGCAGCAGGAGACGAGGUUUCUUUUGUUUUCUCUUGCCAAGUGGAUGGGAAGCUUGUGCCUGUUGAAUCAACACUAAAACCAAAACAGGAGGUGGAAAAUAGAGAAUUGUCUCAUUUCAAAGAAAAACUUUGAAAAAGUGUAAUUUUUCAUCUCCACGACGAGCACCAUCAUUACCAACAUUGUCAUCAAGCAAGCAAUCCAGCGAGAAGGAAAAUUCAAUUCAGAAACUGAAUUUGAUAUCGCAAGCUCAAGCGCUGUCAACAUCAGCUCCUAAUGAAAUUUCUCUGAGUACAUUACCUGCAUUUUUCAAACCUUUGCAAAAGCCAAGCAAGUUAAAUAGACCUUUAGAGGAUACUAAAAUAAACUUGAAGAACAACUCUUUUGCGAGGAUAAUUUUCCCAGAAAGAGAUUAUCUCCCGAUUACAUAGAUGAUGAUGAUUUUGCCUAGAUUUUUGUUCCUUUGCAUUGUUUCCUUCAUAUGUUUCACUUUACCUGGCUACAAUUUAACAAUUUCCGGAGCUAUCAAACCAGUCCUAUAUGUUUCAAUUAUACCGGGUUCUCAGUAAUGAACCUAAGUAGCUUUUUGUAGAGGCAUUUGAUUGGUGAAAUAUUUACACUGAAGGCAUGGCAAAAAAUUUGAUGGUAUGGACCAUUCUUCUGGCUUCAAUUAAGGAACAUUCACAUUAGUUGAUUCU
This is a messenger RNA of Nicotiana attenuata, 1883 nucleotides long. Its product is annotated as protein CHROMATIN REMODELING 25-like. The transcript is spliced from 6 exons. Lineage: Eukaryota; Viridiplantae; Streptophyta; Magnoliopsida; Solanales; Solanaceae. The record is from RefSeq and is a predicted model, not a curated record. Bases 811 to 1320 code for a protein of 169 amino acids.